Molecule: messenger RNA, 2510 nt
Organism: Ruditapes philippinarum (Manila clam)
Lineage: Eukaryota; Metazoa; Mollusca; Bivalvia; Venerida; Veneridae
Product: BTB/POZ domain-containing protein 3-like
Exons: 4
Coding region: 264-1595 (443 amino acids)
Molecular function (GO): protein binding
Source: RefSeq, a predicted model, not a curated record
UGUUAUGCAUUAUUUAUAAUUUAAAAAACACUAAUUUUAUGCCUGAAUUAUUUUAAUUAUCAUGUUUGUGCAAAAACUAAUAUGAUUAUUUCCCCUAUAUUGUGGGUAAUGUUAAUUUCCCACAGGCCACUUGAAGUUAUUUAUAUUGUUAUUUCAGUCGUAGCAUGUGACUAAGUGAAAAAUCUGGUCGCAUGGUCUUUUUUCUAAAGAAAAUAAAACCAUCAUGAAAAAAUCAUCACAGUUAUUGAUCGGGGUCAGACAAAAUGUCAAAGAAGACAGCUCGGUCCGGAAAGUCGUCAUGUGAAAGAAAAUCUGCUUCCUCUGGAGUUGGCAGGUUGCCUAAAGAAAACUGGAGGGAAACAAGAACGGCUUCACAAUGUUUGUCACACCUUUGCCUCUCAGAAUACCUUUCCGACAUCAGCUUUACUUUCAAGGACAAUCACAAAAUAAAGCUUCCGGCUCAUAAAUUUCUACUGAGCAUGCGAAGUGAAGUGUUUGAAGCCAUGUUUUAUGGUUCACUUGCAGAAAAAGGAGAAACGGUGUUAAUUGAAGACAUAAAACCUGAAGUGAUGAAGACUAUGUUAAGGUUUGUUUAUACAGACAAUCCAGAGAUCAAUGGAGAAAAUGCUUUGCCCUGCUUGUAUGCAGCGAAAAAAUACAACUUGCCUGGCCUAAUAAACCAAUGUUCGAACUACCUUGAAAAAAAUUAUAUUGACAUUGAUAACGUGUGUUUGGUCCAUGAGCAGGCCGUUAUUUAUGAAAUGAAACCGCUACAAAAGAAAUGUUUUGCAUACAUCUUGGAUAAUGCGCCAAGUGUGUUUUCUUCGCCGGGGUUUUUAGAACUAUCUAAAGCAACAUUACUAGACAUUCUCAAGGAUGAUGAAUUAGCUGGUGAUGAAAUUGAAAUAUUUCAAGCAGCAAUUAGAUGGGCAAAGGACAAAAGUAAACAUAACAACAAGUCGAAAGAUGGACAAACUCUGCGCAAUCAACUUGGAGAAGCAUUGUUUCAGAUAAGGUUUCCGAUAAUACCAAUAGAGGAAUUUGCACAAAAUGUAACUUCGUCUGCAAUCCUAACAAAGGACGAGUUACUCAUGAUUUAUCAGUACAAUGCAACAAAAGAUUCAACAUCUUUGGGAAAAUUCUGUGCACGCGAACGUUCAGGAGCGCUGAUCACAAUAGCCCUUGGACAGUAUAUUCAGAAAAAGGGUAAGAUGAGUGGUUGUUAUAUGAAUAUACAAGAAUGUAACAAGUCUGUAUCAGCGAACCAGGCAGGCUCUGCACAAUGUAGUCCAAAGAAAAAGUCUGCAAGAAUAAAGUCUGUCACUGGAACUUUUGUCGGAUAUGUAAAGGCAAUCUCUAUUGAGGGAACAAAAAGAACUGAUUACGAAAUUGUAGGGAAAAAAAUUACUUUCGAAAAUCCCAUCGACGUAACCGGUUCAAUCAACAUACAGUUUCUUCUUGAGAACGAAAACGCUUACAGGCAAUCAAAUUAUGUUUCAAAUUAUUUAUACAAACAGGAAAAUAUUAAAGGACAAUUGAUCACAAUCAACAACAUUCCAGAUGGCUUAGAAAAUAUCACAUUUGUUUGCAAAUAACGUGUGUUAGUGUUUCUUAAUUGGAAACUAGAAUUGUUCAUUGUACGAAAGGCAUAACUCAAAAAUUAUGAUAAAAAUACAUAUCUGAUAAGAAGAUCUCAAGCACUAAUACAUUUGAAUCUAUUGACAAUGGCAAAUCAGUAAUAAUGUUUAUAGAAUGCUUUAAGUCAUUAGAAUAUCAUUCAUGAACAUGUUUCUUUCAACAACUUCAUACUUUAAAUUUGUUAGGCAUCUUGUUUGUUUCCUUUUUGUGCAUUUAACACCGACUUUACACCUGUUUGAUCUCUUCUCGGAAGUCGAUCCUUUUUUCUAAAAGUUCGUCUAGUUUUAAUUAAAAUAUAUUUUUUACAAUGAUAAAUCUAAGAACUGAAUGAAUGAAAAUUAAGUGUUGCCGAAACCAUAACCGUAUAUGUUUCCUACCAUUUUCAUUUUACCUUUGCCUACCAUAAUAUUUGUGUUUUGCCAAUGUUUUUUAUUUAUUUAUGUAUAUAUUUAUAUUUUGUUUUAUUUAUUUAUUACACUAGCUAUCUUUUCGAAACUCAUAUUAGAUGUAAAUCUGUGCGGCCCGUUAAAGUGCAAAGGUAUAGCACGUGAUCUUUAGCUUGGCGAACAAGGAAGUAUUUAUCGACUGCAGUAGUAAAUGCAUGCUUAAGUAAACAUAUACACUUUUAAAAGAAUAUGUUAAACAAUAUUUGUACAAUAAUCCUUUCAGUGUAGACAUAAACCGCUAUUCGAGACCAUUUAAGUUUGGGCCGCGUAAGAUAAAGGAAACAUUUAGUACCUUAAACUCGCUUUUAAAUCAACAUUAUCGUCAACAUUCCUUCUUCAUUGAUGAGCACGAGCUAAAGCAGACUUCAACCUACACCUUAAAUCAAGUAUAAUGAAUUUGUCUCGUUAUUAUGAUUUAUAUUUUAA